AUGGUACUCUUAGUAGCUAAGAUCAACAAGCUCUAUUCGAAGCUGGAGAAUUUCCAAUCAUCUGAGACUUUAUCAGCUUCUCUUGAGGCAUUUCUCUCUGAUGUCUCAAAUGGCUUGAGCAAGCUUUCAUCUUCUGGGUCAGAAACAAUUAUGUCGUUUUCAUGGAUUCAGCAGCGUUUUGAGCUCAUCUCUAUGACCAACAAGGCCUUUGCCAAGCUUGUUGUGGCCAUAGACCAUCCUUUGAGCAAGUGGGGAGCCUCUUCUGUGGAGGAAUAUCUCAGCUACACCCUCAACUUGCUUGAGCUUUUCAACUCCAUUACAGCUUCUCUUUCUCACCUUGGCCAAGCCAGGCUUUUGUUGUCUUAUGGCUUGAGAUUGGAGGAGAAUUCCCCUGAUUUGGCUUUGAAAUAUCUCAAGGCAAUUCAGUCAAUGAGCUUGAAGAAGGAGUUUAGAAGAAGAGAGAGAGAGGAGAGAGAGAAAGGGUCUUGCUCAAGCAAAGAAGAGGUGAUCCACAAAGCUGUGAUGGUUAUGGAGAGUUUGGGAUUUUGGGUAUGUGGGGUUGUGUUGUCUUGUUUGUGUGGGGGUGAUAAUUCCAAGGAAUAUGGUGAGAUGAGGAAAUUUGGAGGUGGGUUUUUGGAAGCUUCUUUUGGUGGAUUGGAUUCAAGUACUUUUGAGCUCAAGGAAGUGAAAGAGGUGAAUCACUCAGUGGCUUGCCUUGAGGCUGCAAUAAUUGGAAAUGGGGAAAGGAAUGGUGAAGCUGAGGAAUUUAGGAGGAGAUUGGAGGUGCUUGAGAAGGUUCUAGAAGGUUUUGAGAAUGAGGUGGAUAGUCUCUUCCAUGAGGUUUUGAGAGGGAGAAAUCUGUUGCUCAAUGGCUUUCAACAGAGAAAAGAAUAG
Molecule: messenger RNA, 894 nt
Organism: Morus notabilis
Lineage: Eukaryota; Viridiplantae; Streptophyta; Magnoliopsida; Rosales; Moraceae
Product: protein BPS1, chloroplastic
Exons: 1
Coding region: 1-894 (297 amino acids)
Biological process (GO): shoot system development; root development
Source: RefSeq, a predicted model, not a curated record